Ipomoea nil (Japanese morning glory) is the source of this 1740-nucleotide messenger RNA. RefSeq lists its product as uncharacterized. NCBI's taxonomy places the organism in Eukaryota, Viridiplantae, Streptophyta, Magnoliopsida, Solanales, Convolvulaceae. The record is from RefSeq and is a predicted model, not a curated record. The coding region runs from base 1 to 1740 and encodes 579 amino acids. The transcript has a single exon.
AUGGCUUGGAACAACGCGUCGAUUAGACCUCCUGGGACCUCGGCUGCCCCGCCUGUAGCAGGAACCUCGACGGCUCCCCCAGCACAGGAGAACGUCAAUACCGUCGCAGCAAUUUUUGAUCCGAACGACACCGCCAGUCCCUAUUUCUUGCAUCCGAAUGAGAAUCCUCCAUUGAUUCUUGUCUCAAACGUUCUAAGUGGCCGGAAUUACCAUCCUUGGGCCAGAGCAAUGGAGAUGGCAUUGCUGUCCAAGAACAAAUUAGGGUUUGUGGAUGGCACAAUUCCCAUUCCCAACAUAGGUGAAGUAAAAUACCCUUAUUGGAGAAGAUGCAAUAAUAUGGUGGCAACUUGGAUCAUGAGAGCCAUUUCCCCAGAGAUAGCGUCAACACUCCUUUGGGUUGGAUCAGCUGAACGUAUAUGGAGCACACUGAGAGCCAGGUUCAACGAAGCAGAUAUUUUCAGAAUUUCAAACCUACUUGCUGAGAUUCACCAGAUCAGACAUGGUGACUUAACUGUGAGCGGUUAUUUUGCAAAAUUGGAAAAUCUCUGGGAUGAACUUCAAGUCAUUAGGCCCUUGCCUACAUGCAAGUGUGAUAGAAUGUGUGAUUGCGGAUUGUUGGAGACUUUGCAACAACACCUAGAAAAUGACAACCUCUCAGUUUUCUUAAGAGGUCUCAAUGAGACUUAUGCAUCUGUCCAGUCUCAGAUCAUGAUGACAAAACCUCUUCCUACUGUUGAUGAGGCCUUUAUGAUUGUUCAACAGCAAGAAAGAAGGUUCAAUAAUGGGGUAACAGGAAUGCAAACUCAAGAAGCAGGCAGAGUUCUACAUACACAGGGCAAUGGAGCAGGCUUCAAGAAGUUCCAUUCCAAUAGCAACAAGAAACCUGUCUGCACUUACUGUGGCUUUACUGGACAUAUAGGAGAGAAAUGUUACAAGAAGAAUGGUUAUCCACCUGGGUGGAAACCAAGACAGAAGGUUGUUGGUUCUGUUAAUCAAGUUGCAACCAACACCAAUGAGCAGGUUUUAAGUGAGGACACGGGAUCUAACAAUACUGGUUCUGUUACUUUAAGCCUAGAUGAUUACAGAUUGAUCAAACAACUUUUGCAUAGGAAUAGCAUAAUUCACCAAUCACCCUUGAGUGUGACUGAAGGAAUACCCCAGGCCAACCUGAUUGCUGCCAAUUUUGCUCCCAAUUCCCAACUUGAAGGUAUUCACUCUGACCUCUCUUCUGAAAAUCAAGCUGCUUGGAUAUUAGAUAGUGGGGCUACCCAUCAUGUUGUAUGUCAUCAUAGCAUGUUAACUAAUGCAAAAGAGAUCCAAGGUAUGUUUUUUGAACUACCUAAUGGAGGCAAAGCUGAUAUUACACACAUAGGAUCUAUUUGUGCUGAUGGUCUGGUUCUGCAAAAUGUAUUAUGUGUGCCUGCUUUCCAUUACAAUCUAAUCUCUGACAGUGAACUAAUUAAGACCUCCAAAUGCAAAGUGUUGUUGUAUUCUGACUGGUGCAUUAUACAGGAUCAGGAAUGUGGGGAGGUGAUUCGCUUGGCUAACUUGCAAAGAGGGUUGUAUUACCUUGUAAAACCCACUCUUCCUGUUUCUAAUAAAGUAGUACAGGCUAGAGUCAACUUCUGUAAUUCUGCCAAUGCUUGGCAUGCUAGAUUAGGGCACUGCUCUUAUGAAAAACUGAAACAAAUACCUUCUUUGUUGAAUGUAAAUUUGAAAGUGAAUAAAGAUGAUGUUUGA